AUUAACCAGUUACAUUAAUUAGACCAAAGGGACAAAGAGAGAGACUGCUCGAUUUUAGUUCGGAUUUUCAGAUUUUUAGUGAUGACUAUGAAAGGAGAGAAAUCAAAAGCUGGCUCUGGGAAAACUGAGAAGCUUGCUAUAAGGAAGCAAAAAGUGAAGAGAGUUAAGGAUCCCAACAAGCCUAAAAGGCCUCCCAGCGCUUUUCUCCUCUUCAUGGAAGUGUUUAGAGAAGAGUACAGAAAACAACACCCAGACAACAAAAGAGUUGGUGUUGUUGGGAAAGCUGCUGGAGAUAAAUGGAGGUCUAUGACUGAAGAGGAGAAAGCCCCCUACAUAGAUAAAGCAGAGGAAAGGAAGGAGGAAUAUGGAAAAAAGAUGACAGCUUAUCUAGGGAUAUCGCAGGAGCAAGAGAACAAUGAAGAUUUGGAAUAGGAGGAUGAUAUUUAUAUAGAUUAUUUAUAGAUUUUUUUUUUUAUUUAUAGAUUUUAAUGGGACUAUCGUUGUUAUUCCCCAUACAUUUUUUUCUAGUAGAAAAGUAUAUAGCUUCUAUAAUGUUGCCCCUACUAUAGAUUGUAGUUGGUAGAUUGGGAUGAAAGUAUAUACGGUUUCUCUCCUUAACUAUUAGGUUUUGAGUACU
Molecule: messenger RNA, 637 nt
Organism: Ipomoea nil (Japanese morning glory)
Lineage: Eukaryota; Viridiplantae; Streptophyta; Magnoliopsida; Solanales; Convolvulaceae
Product: HMG1/2-like protein
Exons: 7
Coding region: 82-432 (116 amino acids)
Source: RefSeq, a predicted model, not a curated record